This is a messenger RNA of Entrophospora candida, 420 nucleotides long. Lineage: Eukaryota; Fungi; Glomeromycota; Glomeromycetes; Entrophosporales; Entrophosporaceae. The record is from the annotation of a GenBank genome assembly.
AUGUACUGGAAAUCAAAUGCAAAGACAGAACUUGGAUUUUAUGGAUUAAAUAAUAAGAAAACUUGUCUAAGUGACACUGAAAUAAAUAUAUCUAUUUCAGAAGCAUUUGCUGAGACAGGUGAUAAUGACAAUGAAAGUGAAGGUGAAGGUGAGACUUCCUUUUUCAUAAAUAGUGAAACAAUACCUGAAGAUAAUUGUAUUGUUUUGAUUGAAAAUGUAUGGAUUGAAAAAUUUGUGGAUCUGUUGCAUGAUUUAAUAAUCAAGGAAAUUGGCAAUAUCUCAGAAGAUGUAUUAGAUGAUUAUGACAAUAGUGAUAUUGAUGAAUAUGAAAAUGUCAAUAUGACCAAUGAGGGUGGAAAAAGGAUUUUAGAUUACAAUAUAGAUGACUUAUUAGGUGAAUUUCUUAGUGAAGAGGUGUAA